Molecule: messenger RNA, 621 nt
Organism: Physella acuta
Lineage: Eukaryota; Metazoa; Mollusca; Gastropoda; Physidae
Biological process (GO): G protein-coupled receptor signaling pathway
Cellular component (GO): membrane
Molecular function (GO): G protein-coupled receptor activity
Source: RefSeq, a predicted model, not a curated record
AUGGUAGAAAACUCUUCAAACAACACCGACACUCGUGUGAUUGAAGACGUAGUUGAUCAAAUGCUGAGCGUGGAGGUUCGUGUGAUUUUUGAAAUUGUCAACUACAAUUUUUUCUGUACCAUCUUCGCUCUCUUCGGCAUCCUCACCAACAACAUCAACAUCAUCGUCUUCUACAAGCAGGGUCUGACCAGCAGCAUCAACAUCAGUUUCUUAAGCCUGGCCAUCUCAGACCUCUGUAGUCUUAUCACACUGCUCUGGUUCAACGUCUGCGCCAACCCGUUGUUCAAAAACGCCGAUGACAUUCCAAUGGUGCCUUCAGAGUUUGUACACUUGACUGCAGGAUUUCCUCACGCCUGCUUUGCUCGUAUCACCUGUCUGAUCACCGCCUACAUAACAGCAGAACGCUGCAUGUGUAUCACCUUGCCUUUAAAGAUCAAACAAAUCAUCACCCCUAGAAGAGCUGCAUACAUCAUCUGUUUCAUCUACAUCCUCCACAUGACAACUUUGGUGCCAGAAUAUCUUUCUCUUCACAUCGACUGGAAUUUGGCAACAUAUAACAGAAACAAGCCUGUAUUUUAUACUGCUAGCAGUAUGAGCAGCAGUCUCAUAAAGUUUGAGUAG